Neurospora tetraspora is the source of this 957-nucleotide messenger RNA. RefSeq lists its product as uncharacterized. Gene Ontology annotation, cellular component: nucleus. NCBI's taxonomy places the organism in Eukaryota, Fungi, Ascomycota, Sordariomycetes, Sordariales, Sordariaceae. The transcript has 3 exons. The coding region runs from base 1 to 957 and encodes 318 amino acids. The record is from RefSeq and is a predicted model, not a curated record.
AUGUCCACCCCCAAAACCAUCGUCGUCAUCGGCGCCACCGGCUCCCAAGGCGGCUCCGUUGUUCGUCGCUUGCUCCAAAACCCAUCCUACCACAUCCGCGCCCUCACCCACUCCCCCACCAGCGCCACCUCUCAAUCCCUCGCCUCCAAAGGCGUCGAAGUCGUCUCCUCAGACGUCAACGACCCUUCCACGCUCGGUCCCGCCUUCGCCAAUGCGUACGCCAUCUUCGCCGUAACCGCCUACUGGCCCUCCUUCCCCACUCUCGGCCGGCACGGCGCCGGCGAGGAGGAACUGCAGCAGUACAAGAACAUCGCGACUGCCGCGAGUAAGGUUGAGGGACUGAAGCACUUUGUUAUUAGCACCUUGCCGUCAGCCGAGGGAAGUAGUGGGGGCAGAAUCGAGGUGCCGCAUUUUGAUUACAAGGCUAGGGCGGCGAGUUGGGUUAAGGAGCAAUUGCCGGGGCUGUGGGAGGUGACGACGGAGUUUUGGCAUGGUAAGUUUCCCUUUGCCUCUUUGUUUCGUUCACCCGGUUCGCAAGGAGCGUACAUCGUUCCGCUCCCAGGUAAUCACGACACCUUGAUUCCAUAUGCCGGUGAUCUGCACCAUAACGUCGGUGUCGUGGUUGAAGCUAUCAUCAACAGCGGGCCCAAGGCGUAUGGAAAGGUUGCGGUUCUGGCCACGGAUUACGUGACGUGGGCGGAUGGAUACAAGGCCAUCGAGAAGCUGGUCCCCGAGAAAAGGAUUGCGUUGAGUAAGAUUGACCGUGAACAGUUCAUCAAGAUUUGGAGAGAGUGGGGGAUUGAGAUCGCUGAUCAGAUGGCGUGGAAUGAUGAGUUCACUGACUGGAAGGCGUUGGCCGGCGAAAGGUUCUUGGUAUUUGAGGAGUUGGGGAUCAAUGAGGGAGAGCUUGUUGGUUUUCAUGCGGCGCUGGAGGGAUUGAAGGAUAAGAUUUUCUGA